Betta splendens (Siamese fighting fish) is the source of this 682-nucleotide messenger RNA. RefSeq names its product histone H2A-like. Lineage: Eukaryota; Metazoa; Chordata; Actinopteri; Anabantiformes; Osphronemidae. Gene Ontology annotation, cellular component: nucleosome. The record is from RefSeq and is a predicted model, not a curated record. Gene Ontology annotation, molecular function: structural constituent of chromatin; DNA binding; protein heterodimerization activity. The transcript has a single exon. Bases 99 to 488 code for a protein of 129 amino acids.
UGAGGCAGGACACGUCCCGCUCUGACGGACAUAUAAAGGAGGGUUCCGGCUGUUGGAGGCAUUCAUUCUUGGACGAGCACGCAACAAAGUUUUUCAAAAUGUCUGGCCGCGGAAAAACUGGAGGAAAAGCCAGAGCUAAGGCUAAGACCCGUUCGUCUAGAGCUGGACUCCAGUUCCCCGUGGGUCGUGUUCACAGGCUGCUGCGAAAAGGAAACUAUGCGGAGCGCGUCGGUGCCGGAGCUCCGGUCUACCUGGCGGCUGUUCUAGAGUAUCUGACUGCUGAGAUCCUGGAGUUGGCUGGAAACGCUGCCCGUGACAACAAGAAGACCAGGAUCAUUCCCCGCCACUUGCAGCUAGCUGUCCGCAACGACGAGGAGCUCAAUAAACUACUGGGUGGAGUCACCAUCGCCCAGGGCGGCGUCCUGCCCAACAUUCAGGCGGUGCUGCUGCCCAAGAAGACCGAGAAACCCGCAGGGAAGGCAAAGUAAACCUGGAUCAGCUGUGAUCAAUGAAACGGCUCUUUUAAGAGCCACACAAACUAACUAAAGAAUACAUUUUUCAUUUGUGAGCUAAGCUCUUCCUAUUACUUAAUACUUUAUACAAGUUACAUCUAAAUAUAUUAUAUUCAGUUUAUUAUAUAAUGACAGACUAUUGAACAAAACAAAUACACUUCUAUUCUAUG